GUUUUGGCACCAUUAAUCCACUAAUUAAAGUCUGACAGUGUGUCCAGUUUAAAGGUCUGGCUCUAAUAGCUCAUGUCCUGCAGUGCAAGGCGCCACCAGCAGGGUACUGCACUGGUGCUGUUGUUGUCACUCCACAUUUUGGCAGCACUGGUGACGGAUCCGUGCGUAAACAAGCCUGCAGCCUGCAGCCAAUAUAUCGCAAAGCACAGUUGUGCGUAAGGGAAGUGAUUUCCUGCUCGACAUCCACCGGAGUGGAUCUGGACCUGCAGCCUGCAGAGCACAGCAGCACAGACUCAAGACCUGAACCAGAAGCUUCACUUCACUUAAUCCAAGCUGCCCACAAUGAUCCCCAAAAUUGCGCUCUGCUCCCGGUCUCUUCGGACUAACUGUGUUUUUUCCAGAGGUGUAAAAGUUUUGCAGAGACCAUGGACACCUCAGACAGGACUCCCUGCAACAAGCCGCGGCAUUCACGUGGACUCUCCACCCACGACUCCAACUCUAACUACCAGCUAUGCCCACGGCACGACCAACGCAUCGUUGGUCCAUACUACGGUCGGAGAGACCCUGCUGAGGACUGUGGAGCGCUGGCCUGACAGAGAGGCCAUGGCGUUUCUAGAAGGCGGCGUCCGCAAGACAUUUGCAGCGUUUCAGCAGGAUGUCGACCGAGCUGCAGCCGGGCUGCUUGCACUCGGGCUGACUAAAGGAGACCGACUUGGUAUGUGGGGACCGAACACUUACGAGUGGGUCCUGUUCCAGUUUGCCACAGCCAAAGCCGGCAUCAUACUGGUGUCUGUGAACCCGGCGUACCAGCUGCAGGAGGCUGAAUAUGCAUUGAGGAAGGUUGGAUGUAAGGCUAUAGUUUGUCUUACGCAGUUUAAGACUCAGAAAUACUGCGACAUGCUGAGACGGCUAUGUCCGGAGAUCGAGACGUCCAGCCCAGGAGACAUCAGGAGCGCCAGACUUCCAGACCUCCGCUCCGUGAUCGUUCUGGAUAGUCGACAACCAGGAAUGCUUCAUUUUGAUGACGUGAUGCAGGCGGGCGGAAGCCAGCACGUGCAGCAGCUUCAGGAUCUGCAGAAGAAAAUCUCCUUCGACGACCCCAUAAACAUCCAGUUCACCUCGGGCACAACUGGAGCUCCAAAGGGCGCCACCUUGUCUCACUUCAACAUCGUCAACAAUGCCUACACUGUUGGCAAAAGAGUGGGAUACACCUGGAGGCCUCACACUCGUAUCUGUCUGCCGGUGCCUCUGUAUCACUGCUUCGGCUCGGUGGGCGGUGGGAUAUGCAUGGCUGUCCACGGCGUCUCUCUGGUCUUUCCCACUGCUGGGUACGACGGACGGGCCAACAUCGCAGCUCUGGAGAGUGAGAGGUGCACCUUCAUCUACGGCACUCCCACCAUGUACGUCGACAUGAUCAACCAGCCGGACUUGGCUAAAUACGACUUCUCGUCAGUUGAGGCAGGCAUCAUGGCUGGCUCCCCUUGUCCUCCAGAGGUGGUGAAGCAGGUCAUCUCUUUAAUGGGCAUCAAGCAAAUAACAAUCGGAUACGGCACCACGGAGAACAGCCCCGUGACCUUCUGUGCCGGGCCGAUGGACAACAUGGACAGAAAGUCUGAGACGGUCGGCUACAUCAUGGACCACAUGGAGGCUAAAAUCGUGAACCCGACAACGGGAGAGGUGCUGCCUCUGGGGGAGCUGGGCGAGAUCAUGAUCAGAGGAUACUGUGUGAUGCAGGAAUACUGGAACGACCGAGCCAAAACAGAAGAGUGCAUCACUCAGAGUGGCUGGUACAAAACUGGAGACAUCGGCAGCUUGGACGCCUACAGCUACUUGCGAAUCGAAGGCAGGAUUAAGGACAUGAUCAUCAGAGGAGGAGAGAACAUUUACCCGGCUGAGAUCGAACAGUUCCUGCACACACACCCCAAAGUCAAGGAGGCACAGGUGGUCGGAGUUCAAGAUUCUCGUAUGGGUGAAGAAGUCUGCGCCUGCAUCAAACUGGCAGACGGAGAGGAGUGCACUCCAGAAGAAAUCAAGGCUUACUGCAAAGGCCAGAUCGCUCACUUCAAGAUUCCUCGUUACAUACUUUUCGUCACCAGCUACCCGCUCACUAUCACAGGAAAGAUCAAAAAGAACGAUCUACGUGACGAGGCUGAGAAGCAGCUGGGACUGAACAAGGGAAAAUAACAGUGCCGCCUCGUGUAUGAAGACAGUCCAAUAACUGUUCCACAAACACCAAUUGGGAUUUCCAUGCCCGGCCAUCAGAACAUCUUAAAACGUUUCGAGAAACAAUGACGGAUGUAGACGCGGGAUGGCUGGUCGUCCGUCCUGUAACUGUUAAAGGAAUCAUUCUUUAUUCCACUUACUGUCAACAAAUCCCAAACCAGACCAAACCAAAACCAACAAUAAAGUGUUGAUGAUACUCAAAAGUAUUGUCUGUGUAUAAACACUGUUCCACUGGGCGACAGUUUAUUUUAAUUCAGUACCACACACUCCGUCCUGCUUCUGGAAAUACUCGCUAGAGCAACAAAUGUGUGUUAAUCCGCAGCUGAAAAUAGUCCCAAACAGAUGCACCGUUUACUCCUCUCCUGAGGAACCACAGUGCCCAGAUGUUUGAGAGAGCUGCGCUUCUGUUUUAUAAUGAAAUUUUUAUAAAAGUUACCAGUUUUUAAAAGUCACUUCUCAGUUUUUAUUCCCUCGCUUCCUCUCCUCUAAUGUCCAAGCCUCCUUCUGCCUUGACUCCUAACAGAAGGAGACAUCCUCUGUCUAGAGCCGUCAUUUUUUUAAAGUGACGUUAAUUAAAAGACGUGUGGACAGCUGCAUCACCUGUCCAUCGUCACACCUGUGCAUCCUCUCUCCACAAGAUUUAGAAAUAAGAAGUUGGACAGUCUUAAACUUGUUGUUGAUUUUGGUCUUUUCAUUGGGUUUGUUGACAGCAUCCUACUCUCCAACAAUGUGAACUCAGAAGCUACAGACCGGUCUAUAUGUGAGUGAAUGUCUGAGCUGCUGCACUCAAACACUACUACAGAUCAGUGCAGAGCUUGCUGUGGAUGCUGAGCCUCUAAUUUCUCCACAGUUUUUUUUUUUACAUCAAUUUGAAAUAAACUUUGUACCACAUUAUUAAAACCAGGCG
Molecule: messenger RNA, 3130 nt
Organism: Larimichthys crocea (large yellow croaker)
Lineage: Eukaryota; Metazoa; Chordata; Actinopteri; Sciaenidae
Gene: acsf2
Product: acyl-CoA synthetase family member 2
Exons: 16
Coding region: 343-2184 (613 amino acids)
Biological process (GO): fatty acid metabolic process
Molecular function (GO): medium-chain fatty acid-CoA ligase activity
Source: RefSeq, a predicted model, not a curated record